This is a messenger RNA of Argentina anserina (silverweed cinquefoil), 1677 nucleotides long. RefSeq lists its product as uncharacterized. The record is from RefSeq and is a predicted model, not a curated record. Bases 126 to 1400 code for a protein of 424 amino acids. The transcript has 4 exons. Lineage: Eukaryota; Viridiplantae; Streptophyta; Magnoliopsida; Rosales; Rosaceae.
CCAAUUGGGCCUCCCCGCAUAAAAGAGUAUCCAGGUUCUGUUGGGCCUUUCCACACAGGUACAUGCAGGUUUAGGUGGCCCGAAUGGUGAUGAAUUAAUAGACUCGGUUGUAGGAAACCUGCUUCAUGGAGUCAGAACUCAGGAGGAGGCGCAGCAGGGAGGAAGUGCAGAAAAGAGAGAAGAGAUGGCGUUUCUUUUCAACAAGUUUCAGGAGGCUGUCAAAGUUCUUGCUAAACACUCCCCUAUGCUUGCCAAGAAUCCUAGGAAACUACAAUUGGAGGCGGAUAUUAACCGCCUGUUCCUGUAUACCGGGUAGCUACAAUCGCUUGGGAAAGGACGCUGAUGGGGCAGAUGUGGACGAGAUUAUUGACAUGGCUAAUAAAGCCUCUAUUGAUGAUCAACAGAAACAAGUCCAAGAGAACAUUCAUCUUCAAAUUAAAAGCUUCUGCACAUGUAUGGAUGAACUUCUUCUCCCUGACGUAAACAACUCCAAUGAGGUAGCUCAUUCAACUAAAAAAUCAAAUGUUACCCCUCAACGAAGUGGACUUAGUUUAGCUAUUGGCAGAAACAGACAGGGAGACAAACAUCCUGAUGUGCCUGAGACAAGGCCAUUAGGACUCGCUGAUGUAUCUAAAAAAUUAAAGGAUCUCUUUGGCUACACUCUCGAUAUCAAACCUUCUCAGAUACCCCAUAAGGAAGCGGGCCAAGGUUUAUUUUUAAAUGGUGAAUGUGAUGUUGGUUCUGUGGUGGCUGUGUACCCUGGUGUAAUAUAUUCCCCAGCAUUUUACCGUUACAUUCCUGGAUAUCCAAGAGUUGAUGCACAAAACUCGUAUCUGAUCACAAGAUAUGAUGGAACUGUGAUCAAUGGCAAACCAUGGGGUUCUGGGGGUCAAACACGUGAUUUCUGGAAUGGGUUAACAGAACCAGAGAUCAGGUCUCAUAAGCAAGGAGAUGAGAAAGGUUCAGAUCGUCUCUUAAAGCUCCUAAGUAAGCCUUUAGAUGGCAGGCAACUUGGAAGUGGCAACAUUAUAGAGCGGAGGAACCCAUUAGCUUUGGCUCAUUUUGCCAACCACCCUGCAAAUGGUGUGGAGCCAAAUGUAAUGAUUUGUCCUUAUGACUUCCCACUAACUGAAAAGGAAAUGAGAGUUUAUAUUCCAAAUGUCAUAUUUGGAAGUGCUGAAGAUGUGAAGAUGAAGAAAUUUGGGAGCUUUUGGUUGAAGCUUGGGAGUUCAAGAAAUAGCGGUUCAGAUGUUCCUGUUUUGAGGACACUUGUUCUGGUAGCUACAAGGGCACUCUGUGAUGAAGAAGUGCUUUUGAAUUACAGGUUGAGCAACUAUAAGUGCCGGCCAGAGUGGUAUAGUCCAGUCGAUGAGGAGGAAGACCGAAGAAGGUGGAGCUGAGGUUUGUUAUAAACUUUGGUUUAUGUUACAGAAUUAUACUCAUGGUUCCUUGUGAGUUGUGACCAUGAAAUUUUAUCAAGUUGAUAAAAUUAGCUGCAUAUAAGGUUAGCAGAUGGAAUUUGAGUUAUGUGGAAUUCUGGGAGAGAAAUUUUGUACGUGGCAUAGCCAUCAUAUUUAGGGAAAGCAGUUAAGUUUCCAUUUCUUUCACAUUGUCAGACGCUACAGAAUAAAUUAUCUGACAGUGAAUGGCUUCUAUCUUACAGAAGCUUGUUGGUGA